UGUAAUUGCAAAAGUGAAUUUUCAGCAGCCAUUAUUCCAGUCUUCAGUGUUACAUUAAAGAUUAAUAGUGGGUUGCAUACCACCUCAUAUUAUGUAACAUUGCCACAUGACACUACGGUCUAGUGGGUGGCAGAUAUAGACCAUAAACUGACCUGACAAUCGCCAUUAAACUGAAUCAGAAGAAGAAAUAGAACCUAAAAGAGGAGCAGAGGACGACGCCAGGAUGUUCAGUUCCAGAAAAAUUAUUAAUCUCUUUUAUGAUGUUGCCUCUCCUUAUUCCUGGCUGGCAUUUGAGGUGUGUAAUGUUUUCCGCCUUUGGAACGUCAACCUCAAAUUCAAACCAACAUAUUUAGGAGGAGUCAUAUACGGCUCAGGCAACAAGCCCCCUGGAUUGAACCCUAGUAAACUUCUAUACAUGGACUCAGAUCUGACACUGCUGUCUGAAUAUUUUGGAGUCCCUAUGUUUCGACCUUCAAGCCUUCCUAAAGGUGCAUCUCAAUAA
Messenger RNA from Sinocyclocheilus grahami, 502 nucleotides. RefSeq names its product glutathione S-transferase kappa 1-like. Gene Ontology annotation, molecular function: glutathione transferase activity; glutathione peroxidase activity. The transcript has 5 exons. Lineage: Eukaryota; Metazoa; Chordata; Actinopteri; Cypriniformes; Cyprinidae. Gene Ontology annotation, cellular component: mitochondrion; peroxisome. The record is from RefSeq and is a predicted model, not a curated record. Gene Ontology annotation, biological process: glutathione metabolic process. The coding region runs from base 224 to 502 and encodes 92 amino acids.